GUCGGCACCUUGAGAUUCUGCGGCACAACGGAAUUUGCCAGCGGCCAGUGGGCUGGCGUAGAGCUGGAUGAACCGGAAGGAAAGAACAAUGGAAGUGUUGGGAAAGUCCAGUACUUCAAGUGCGCACCGAAACGCGGUAUCUUUGCACCUCUUUCUAAGAUAAGCAAGGCUUCUGAUCACAGAAAAAGCUUCGUACGAAGUUCUUCCAUGCGGUAUUCACCUUUGGUCAAAUCCAAGAAAAUAGAUGUGACACACGUAACUUCCAAAGUGAAUUCUGGCCUAAAUACAGCAAAAAAGGACAGUGUUGCUGAAACCAACUUUCUGACUGCUAACAGGGGAAAAACUGCACCUGCAAAAGAUGGCUUUCCCGUGUACAGCAGCUCCUCCUCUUCUACUACCUCCUUGGAAGGCAGACAGAAUUACUGCAGGAAGCGGAACUCGGCUAGCAGCAGUAAGAAAGCGGUGACCAGAGCGGCUUCUGCCUCAUCGAAAACGCGUGCUGGUAUGGCCCGGUUCUGUAGCUCUCCGGCUACCAGGAAAAACCCUUUUGGCGAAGGAGAGAUCCGGGUUGGCGACAGAGUACUGGUGGUGGGACAGAGGACAGGCACUGUCAGAUUCUGUGGGACGACAAAAUUCGCACCAGGAUGCUGGUGCGGGAUUGAGUUGGACAAGCCUCACGGGAAGAAUGACGGUUCCGUGGGAGGCGUUCAGUACUUCCGGUGUCUGCCCAGAUACGGUAUAUUUGCACCCCCCUCUCGCGUACAGAGACUAACAGGUUCUCUGGAUUCUCUCGCAGAGGCUUCAUUGAGCAGAGUAAAUCACACUUUUCCAGGUUUUAGGCGCAGCCUAAGCACCACUUCUGCAUCUUCACAGAAGGAGAUAAACAGGAGGAACUCCUUUGUGAGAUCCAAGAGCUCCGUGUUACGGCGCAGCUGGAGUAACACCGCCACAGCCAACGCGGAGGGACCGGUGAAGCUGCACGAGGGCUCUCAGGUUCUCCUGACCAGCUCCAACGAGAUGGGCACCAUCAGGUACCUGGGCCCCACAGACUUUGCGCCGGGGAUGUGGCUGGGCCUCGAACUCCGAAGCGCCAAGGGCAAGAACGAUGGCGCCGUGGGGGAAAAGCGCUAUUUCACCUGUAAGCCCAACCACGGGGUCCUAGUUCGACCCAGCAGGGUGACCUAUCGGGGGAUUAAUGGGGCAAAACUCGUGGAUGACGUCUGCUGA
Eurypyga helias (sunbittern) is the source of this 1227-nucleotide messenger RNA. Its product is annotated as CAP-Gly domain-containing linker protein 4-like. Lineage: Eukaryota; Metazoa; Chordata; Aves; Eurypygiformes; Eurypygidae. Gene Ontology annotation, cellular component: cytoplasm; microtubule plus-end; nucleus. The annotation marks the transcript as partial. Gene Ontology annotation, biological process: cytoplasmic microtubule organization. The transcript is spliced from 9 exons. Gene Ontology annotation, molecular function: microtubule plus-end binding. The record is from RefSeq and is a predicted model, not a curated record.